Sycon ciliatum is the source of this 5716-nucleotide messenger RNA. RefSeq lists its product as uncharacterized. Bases 243 to 4889 code for a protein of 1548 amino acids. Lineage: Eukaryota; Metazoa; Porifera; Calcarea; Leucosolenida; Sycettidae. The record is from RefSeq and is a predicted model, not a curated record. The transcript has 24 exons. Gene Ontology annotation, cellular component: centriole; centrosome; centriolar satellite. Gene Ontology annotation, biological process: intraciliary transport involved in cilium assembly; cilium assembly; microtubule anchoring at centrosome.
AUGAUAGUCUACGAUCGACAAAAAUCAAAACGCAAUUAUUAUUUCCUACCACCAGAGCUUGUGCCUAGUAGAGUAUAGUAUUGGCAGUAGCUUGUAAUCAGCCACAGUCGCACUACAAUAAUAAAUUUACCAAGGACUUAUACUGGUGUUUCUGUAGAGGUGGACUGUUGCAGUGGCCUUUAGCAGGCUCCAUGUUGACAAGAUAGUCGCUGUUCUAUUGUGGAACAGGUACUACUACAAGCAUGGCUAGCAAAACUAGUCAACCACGGAGCUCCACUCCACAGAAGAAGAGCAAGUCUAAAACAGGAGGACGCACUGGCCACUCCCAAAGUCCUGAAGUUGUACAGCCCUGGCCGCAGCUGCACGACGAGCAUGGAAGCCCACUUCAAAUGCCUGCAACAGCCAGCGUGUACCGUGCAGCUGCUCUCGGACUGCAGGAGCCUGCAUCUGCUCCUCGGCGGGCACACACAGUGCCACGGCGUAUCACUGAGAGCACUCCACUGCGUGAGCGGGACAGGCUGUUGCAUGUCAGAAAGAAGAUGGACUUUACUGAUAUGGUUGAUAAGCCAAUGGAAUCAAAAGUCGAAUCAUUGCCAUCAUCAGCUACUGAAGCUGUGAAUGGGGAGCAUGUUCGUCAGCUGCAAGACAAAGAAUCAAUGCUUGAGGAUAUCAUCAGGAAGCAGCAAGAGAUUGAAGCUUUGGAAAGGCGCCUUUUAUACAUUCAGGCUAUUCGAACGGAUGUCAAGAAGACCAUGGCUGUGCAGCUGCCGGAUUCUCCAGAUUCAACAUCAGAGGAUGAGGCCAGUGAUAGUUUACCACCACACUUAGCUGGUACAAGCAGCAGUAAUAGUGGUAGUACCACUGGUGAUGCCAGUGAUGCUUGUGAAUCCACUGCAGAAGCAAGAGAGAAAGUGUCUCAAGCCCAAGAGGAGCUUACUGCUAUCCAGGAUUACUAUCUUCUUCUUGCUGAACGUCUUCAAGAAGUUAUGAGGUCAACUCAACAGUUAGAAACACGGCGCGAUGACUUGAAAAGGUUGCACGAGUCGCAGACAGGUGCAUUAGCAGCUGCUCAGCUUGAUCUGAUGCGCACGAGUACCAGAGGCAGUGGAACAAAUGGAGCUGCUGCAGUGGCUGGUGCUCGGGAGGCAACGGCGGUGGCGGCACCAUCAUCAUCCUCAUCCUUGCCAUUUCCUACUUCUUCCCAAAGGCCUACCAUGGCUUCGCCAAGAAAACAACCCAAGGGUGAAUCACAUCAUGCUGGUACCAGCCCACGUUUUAUGGCAGCCAGUCAGCAGAGCCCACUAGAUCAUGGUGAUGAUAGCAGAGAUCUCGAAGUUGCUAGAGCCGAUGCUGUAGCUCAUGCCCAGUAUGAAUAUUAUCUGAAAACACGCAGUGAAGCCCGCGACCCAAUAUUGGCUCAGCAUAUUCGGGAAAUGAACAUCCGUCAGAGUAGGAUCAAAUCCUACAGAGAAGAACUCGGUGGGUUGAUGAAGAUGAGGGAUAAGGCUGAAGAAGGUAGUCAGAGACAGCCUACACGGCUUGAAGCCACGGCACCUGGUAGAGGCUUGUCACUGGUGAGUGCAGCAUAUGCUGAUGAGUCAUCUUCAGAUGGUGAAGAGGAAGGUGAGGAUGAGGAGGAAGAAGAGCAUGCAGAAGAUGAAGAGGAUGAGGGUGAUGAUGAUGACGAUGCUGAUACAACAAACGACGACGAUGAUGAUGAGGAGGAGGAGGAGGAAGAAGAGGAGGAGGAAGAUGAAGAUGGAGAAGGCUAUUCCAAUUUUAUGCGUUAUGUGACAGCUGAUGACAUGGCACAGUAUGUUCAACUGCUUGAUCAAAGAGAACGACUGGAAAAGUUGAAGAAGGAGCUUGACAACUAUGAGUUGGAACGUGCUAAUUUUGGUGAUUUACACGUAGCGAAUGGUGCCAGUGCCCGAUUGCAUUCAGAUGUCACACUUCGUCGCUUGAAGGAAGAAAUGGUGCAGCAGCUAGACUUGCAGAAGACAUUGGAGGAUGAGUGCGCACAAGUUAUUCAAAUGAAAGCCAGCAUGAUAUCCAGAGCUGCGGAAGAGUCAGGUGCUACUGCCACUGUAGGCAUUGCUGCUAGUGCUGCUGCUAGUGCUGGUCGGGGAGACCUCUCCUUGCCAGACCAAGAUGACGAAGGAGAACUAUCGGAUACUGGGACGUACACUGUUGAAGUAUCAGGCUGCCGCGCACGUCGUCCUGCAGACUGUGAUGAUGAUCUAUUGUGGGAUAGCGGUUUUGGCAAGCGAGCACAGCGACGCAGUUUUAUUAGCGACAGUGAUGAUGCCAGUAGCGAUAUUGUUGGCAAGAAGAGACGCCGAUCCGUUCCUAGCACAAAGCAAUCUGGACCAGGCAGAGACAGGGCAGCAGCAGCAGCAGCAUCGGUACGGCCCUACGUUCUGGAAGCUGACGAAGAAUUUGCUAAGCCCUCAUCUGGCUUCAGUGGUGUCUGGCCCUCUGUUAUAUUCUCCCGUGGAGAGCCAAGUCAGACAAGUGUGAACAGUAGUUGGGCUGCACCAAGUUUCACUGUUCCAGCAACCAGUGCAGGCAUCACUGGCGCUGGACAUGGCUCUCCGCAGCGUCCACAGCAACACCGCCAGCAGCCUGCUCAGGGACAGGGCUUGGAUGACCUUCAAGCACAGCUGUUAGCCAGUGUGCAGCUUUCCAAUCAACUACUAACUGAGCAAGGUUUACACAUGGCGGCAACAGCAGCGCAGCAACAGUCCUUACCACCUCAUAUGUUGUCUAGCCUGCAAAUGUACUGGGCGUCGUGUCAACAGAUCAUGCUUCAGCAGCAACUAGAAGACAGUCUGCAAGACACCGGUGUCCGUGUGAGCAGCAGCGGGAGCAGUGUUGAUGCCAGCACUACAUCAUCCGGAUUGUAUUCACAGAGCGCACCGUUAAUGAUGCCACCUAUGUACACUGCAACGCAACAGCUUCAGAGAUCUGCAGCUGCAGCACACGCAAUGCCAACCACAGCAAGCUCCUACUUCCCUGCCAGCCCAUCCCGCCCAUCUGCUCCAGUGACUAGCUCUGCAACUCAUUCCCGGAGUAGUGGAGCUGGUCCCUACAUCUUCUCAGGCACGUCAUCCCACCCUUCUCAGUACGUGGAUAUGAGACACACAAUGUCACAUUCUUCUCCAAGUGCUUCUAAAGUUGCUGCACGUUCCCCUCGAGCCAAGAAAGGUGCAUCUGUGCGCAAGAAGACACCAUCAGCUACACUUAGUCCAGGAAAGGAUGUAAGAGAUCGACCUGUCACAGAUCUGCCUAAGAUGGAGGUUGGUUCGCAAUCACGCUGGCUGGAAGCCGCUAUUCAAGACACAACGUUUGCUACUGCCGCUCCUGCUACUGCGUUAACUGGUAGUAUUGGCGUCGGUGAUGGUUUGGAUGACUUGCAAUUAGAUGAUUGGAUGCGCGAUAUUUCUACAUCAGCCACAGCUGCUGCGAGCAGCCAGCCACGACAAGCAACAUCUGGCAGCAAAGCGAGUUCCACGGAGGCAUACGCCUUGUUUGACGCUCUGCGUGACUCCAUCUACUCCGAGGUUGCUACUGUCAUAUCUCUACAUGAACAUAGGCCACACUUUCUGUUGGAGGUGUUUCGCAGUCUUCAACUGAUGACAUCAGACUACUUACGUCAACAGACACUUCAAUUGCUCUCCAACACCCUUUCCGACUACUUGACCAGCACGGAUGUUCAUCAAGCCGAAGCAGCAAUUGCGGCAGCGGAAAAAGUGACCGAGGAGCGUGCUGAGGGGGCAUUGGCAGGUACAGAGCGAGAGGCUAGUCUUGAUGAGCUGCUGGCGCAAGCGGACAAUGUGGAAAGAUUCCUCACACACCACCUGAAGUCAUUGUCGCUGGAUCCCAGCCAGGAUCCAUCCAUGCUGGGUAACUUUGACUACAUGGAAAGUGUGGAGUCUGCAAGCAGCCUCGACACGCCAAGUGAACCUCCGUUUGUGUCAGAUCUACAUGUACAUGAGGCUGGUGUGCGCGAAGACAAGGAUGCAGACAAGGAGAGUGCAACAGCACGGAGUGAAGAUAGCGAUUUUGAUUUGCAUUCCACACCGUCACCAGCAUCACCAUUGAGAAAUGUAUCUGGUGAUGAAAGCAAUACGCAUGCUGGCCAAGUAGUGAAGGAUGAUGACGAUGAUUCAUCCACAAGCCAGUCGACACAAGAUGACAAUGCAUCCAGCAGCCAAACAGCAGAGGAUGGUAGUAGUGAACACAAUGUGCAGAAUACUGCGCUCACCACUGCUCCAAGCGAUCAACAAUCAACUGAUGUUGCGAGUAUGACAUCCGGCAACGGCUGUCAUGAAAGGACUGAUGACAGUUUGCCUGCUGCUGUUAGUGAUGCUGGAGAGGCUGAGGACGGAGAUACAAACUCCAGCAAUCUAGCCAUUGAUGGAGCUGGUAUGGCUGAAACGACAGCGGGUAGUGUUAUCAAUGGUGCUGCUGCUGCUGAUUGUUCUGCCAGUAGUGCUGAAGCUGCUAAUAGAUGUAGCAGUACUGAUGAUGUACCACAGUCCUGUACUGGCGAGGCUGUAAGUACGACAAGUGUGGAUGCCCAGUCCGGUAAUUCUACUCCAAGCCAGCAUGGCGACAAUGCUGGGGACGAUGAACAAGGAAUGAAAUCUGAUGAGCUUUGCAUGACUUCCCCUGCCGCUGACACAACCACCAGUGUUGACCCAAUUGUACCUGGCAAUGGUGAUGGCAAGACAACUUCACAUGAUGGGGCAGAAGAGAGUACUGGGCCCAGGAGUAUUGGACAAGCUUUGUCUGAAUUACCAAGUGGGUGUACAGAACUCAAGCCUCCACCAGGAUUGAAUGAUGGCUCAGAUAGUAAAGAACCUCCUUUACCAUCCGAGGAAUGAACAAAUUAAACUGUUUGCCCUUCUUCAAGUUUUAGCUAUGCUGUACCUCUGCUUUUGAGGAGAUACGCACCCUUUGCUUUCUUAUAUCGCUGCUAUCUGUGUCUUGGACUUGUGCAGGUUUGCUUCAAAGGCCAUUCUCUAUUCUUUCAGGGUUGUGUGUGUGUGUGUGUGUGUGUGUGUGUGUGUGUGUGUGUGUGUGUGUGUGUGUGUGUGUGUGUGUGUGGUUUGAUCAAGUUGUUUGUCUACUUAUACUGGCCAUUAUUUUAGCUGAGAAAGCAUGCAAUCAUGUGAGUCUUUGCGAGUGCUUUUUUCUAUGCCAUGUCGAAGGAGUGGUUGUUUUAUGCUGUUUUAUCCUAGGGUGUAGUACUGUCCUUUGUCUUUAUUGCUUCUAGUUUGUAUGUUUAUUCAUAGAUGCAGAUAUUCCAUCCUCUUAUUGCAUUGAGUUUCAGUUCCUUUUCUUCCGUUCAACAUUUUUAUAUGACGUGUUAUGUAGUAGCAGCUUAGCUGCCUUUCGUUGACUAUCGGGUACUGCCAGGCCACGAUGUUGUAGUCUCGUGUUUUCUUUCAAAUCUAUUUCCUGUAUUGUGAAGCGAAGGUGGAAGGAGAACUUGAAAGGUCCGGGAGGGAUCUGGCCAUGCAACUUCCUCAAACAUUAUUGUUUAUUGUUACUAAACAGAAACGUUCUUUUUCACGUCCUUCGAAUUUUCUCACUUGCCAGCAAUUCAUUUAUGGCCCUUUUUACAUUUUUAUUAUUCCCCCGGAGUACUUUCACUCGUUUUCGUGUGUACUUGCUUCUCACUACUGACCGGUGCGUGAAGAAAAUCCAA